Messenger RNA from Papaver somniferum (opium poppy), 3746 nucleotides. RefSeq names its product LRR receptor-like serine/threonine-protein kinase. The record is from RefSeq and is a predicted model, not a curated record. NCBI's taxonomy places the organism in Eukaryota, Viridiplantae, Streptophyta, Magnoliopsida, Ranunculales, Papaveraceae. Gene Ontology annotation, biological process: protein phosphorylation. Gene Ontology annotation, molecular function: protein kinase activity; ATP binding; protein binding. Bases 223 to 3525 code for a protein of 1100 amino acids. The transcript has 2 exons.
UGUUGGUAAUAAUAAAAUAAAAUAUAAUGAAAAAGAACCCCCCCAUAUGCAGCAUUACCAUCUCUAGAAUUAAACAAUGGCAAUUACAAAAAUAAUAGUAAAAGAAGGUUGUAUUGGAUCCAGAUCUUCUGCUUUUCUUCUAUAAACAAAACAUGGGGUUCUCCCCUCAACAAUCCCAAAACAAACCAUCUCUUCUUCUCUCUCUAUUCAGCAGCAGCAGCAAUGCCUGCAAACCCAAACAACCCUUUUCUUCCUCCCCCUCCUAAUAUUGUCAUCUACUUCACUCUAAUUCUAUUCAUUAACUCUUUGUUUUUCCUAAGCUGUUUAUCUAUUGAUGAGCAAGGUCAAGCUCUUUUGACAUGGAAAAACAGUCUAAACAGUUCAACCGAUGCAUUGAAAACAUGGAAUCCAGUUGACUCAAAUCCAUGCAAAUGGUUUGGGAUCACUUGCAAUUCGAAAAACCAAGUUACUCAAAUAACCUUGAAGUCAUUGGAUAUACAAGGCCAGCUUCCUUCAAAUUUCCAAUCUUUGAAGUCCUUGAAGACUCUUGUACUGUCAUCUACUAAUCUCACCGGUCCGGUUCCGAAAGAAUUCGGAGACUAUCAGGAAUUAAGUUUUAUAGAUCUCAGUACAAAUGCUAUCUCUGGUGAAAUUCCAAAUGAGAUUUGCAAGUUACAGAAGUUAGAGAGUCUUGCACUCAAUUCAAAUUCACUCGAAGGUGCAAUUCCUACAGAUAUUGGAAAUCUUUCCAGUCUUGUUUAUUUGACUGUCUUCGAUAAUCAACUCAGCGGUGAAAUACCAAAGAGUAUCGGAAAGUUAAGCAAACUAGAAAUCUUUCGAGCUGGUGGGAAUCAAAAUUUGAAAGGUGAACUUCCUUGGGAGAUUGGUAACUGCAGCAGUUUAAUCAUUUUGGGACUUGCAGAAACUAGUAUCUCUGGAAGUCUUCCUUCUUCUAUUGGUUCCUUGACAAGGGUACAAACUAUCGCCAUUUAUACUUCUCUUUUAUCAGGUCCUAUCCCAGAUGAGAUUGGGAACUGCAUUGAGUUGCAGAACUUGUACUUAUAUCAGAAUUCAAUCACGGGUUCCAUUCCAAAGCGUCUGGGAGAGCUAAAGAAACUUGAAAGUCUGCUAUUAUGGCAGAACAGCUUGGUUGGUACUAUUCCAUAUGAGCUCGGAAGCUGUACAGAACUAACAGUUAUUGAUCUUUCCGAGAAUCUGUUCACAGGAAGUAUACCAAGAAGCUUCGGAAACCUCGUAAAGCUUCAAGAACUUCAGCUAAGUAUCAACCAGUUGUCAGGUACUAUACCAACUGAAAUUACAAACUGUACAGCUCUAACCCAUCUUGAAGUCGACAACAAUGAUAUAUCCGGUGAGAUUCCAGUUGGUAUUGGAAAUCUCAAGAGCUUGACUUUGUUUUUUGCUUGGCAAAAUAGACUAUCAGGGAGUAUCCCGGAAAGUCUUGCUCAAUGUUCAAAUAUUCAGGCUCUUGAUUUCUCGUACAAUAACUUGUUUGGUUCAAUACCGAAGCAGAUCUUUGGGUUGACUAAUUUAACUAAGUUGCUUCUUCUGGGGAAUGAUUUAUCGGGUUUUAUACCUCCUGAAGUUGGUAGCUGCACAAAUUUGUACCGAUUCCGAUUGAACAAGAACAGGCUUGCAGGGACAAUUCCAAGUGAGAUUGGGAAUUUGAAGACUUUAAAUUUCCUCGACUUGAGUGAGAAUAAGUUCGUUGGGGAGCUUCCACCGUCAAUCUCCGGAUGUGACAAUCUUCAGUUUCUUGAUCUUCAUUCGAAUGGCUUAACUGGUUCUCUUCCAGAAUCACUGCCGAAAAGUUUACAGCUCAUUGACAUUUCAGAUAACAGGCUUGCUGGACCAUUGACUUCUAGUGUUGGAUCAUUAGUCGAGUUGACUAAACUUAAUCUGUCGAGGAAUCGAAUCUCAGGUAAAAUUCCAUCAGAGCUAGUUUCUUGCAGUAAAUUACAGUUACUAGAUCUUGGUGACAAUGCGUUCUCCGGCGAUAUACCAAUGGAGUUGGGUCAGAUUCCAGCGCUCGAGAUUUCUCUCAAUCUCAGCUGUAACCAACUUUCUGGUUCAAUUCCGACACAAUUUUCCAGCCUUGAAAAGCUGGGCAUUCUUGAUAUCUCUCACAAUCAUCUGAAUGGCAAUGUACACAUGCUAGCUAGUCUACAAAAUCUAGUCGCCUUAAACAUCUCAUUCAAUGAUUUCUCCGGCCAAUUGCCGAACACUCCAUUCUUCAAGAAGCUUCCGCUGAGUGAUCUCACCGGCAACCGUGCACUUUACAUCUCCGGAAAUGGUCCAGCAGUUAAUAUGGGUCCUACUCGACGUUCCAAGACAGCAUUGAAGUUUGCCAUGGCUAUACUCAUCAGUGUCAGUAUAGUUUUAGUACUACUUGCAGUCUACAUGUUGGUUCGUGCACGAGUUGGGCACAAUGCCAUGGCAGCCGAUGAUGGCAAUUGGGAGAUGACUCUUUAUCAGAAGCUUGACUUCUCUAUUGAUGACAUCGUUCGAAAUCUAACAUCAUCGAACGUGAUAGGAACAGGAAGCUCGGGUGUAGUUUACAGAGUGCCAAUCCCAAAUGGAGAGACAUUGGCAGUGAAGAAGAUGUGGUCAUCAGAGGAGACAGGGGCGUUUAUGUCUGAAAUACGAACACUAGGAUCUAUUCGUCAUCGAAAUAUUGUUCGAUUACUCGGGUGGUGUUCAAAUAAGAACAUGAAAUUGUUGUUGUAUGAUUACCUUCCAAAUGGGAGUUUAAGUGCACUUCUUCAUGGAGGUGGGAAAGGUGGCGUGGAUUGGGAAGGGAGGUAUGAUGCUGUUUUAGGUGUUGCCCAUGCCUUAGCUUACUUGCACCAUGACUGCUUACCUGCAAUCAUGCACGGAGAUGUCAAGGCCAUGAACGUGUUGAUGGGUCCCAAAUUCGACCCUUAUUUGGCCGAUUUUGGGUUAGCCAGACCUGUGACCUCUAGUUCUAAUUCUGACGCUGAAGAGCCUUCAUCCAAAUUCAGUUCAAAACCUCAGCUCGCUGGAUCAUACGGAUAUAUGGCUCCAGAGCACGCGUCGAUGCAACGGAUAACAGAGAAGAGUGAUGUAUACAGUUAUGGGGUAGUACUGCUAGAGGUUCUCACUGGAAGACAUCCACUAGACCCAACCUUGCCAGGUGGUGCAAACAUGGUUCAAUGGGUCCAUGACCAUAUGCAGAGCAAAAAAGACCCUGUAGACAUUCUGGACGCCAAACUCCAAGGAAGACCUGAUUCUCAAAUACACGAAAUGCUUCAAAUAUUAGCUGUUUCAUUCUUGUGUGUCAGUACAAAAGCUGCUGACCGUCCAAUGAUGAAGGACGUUGUGGCUAUGCUUAAAGAGAUUAAACAUGUAGACGCCGUGAGAUCAGAUAACGAUGACUUAUCAAAGCCUAGUUCGACAACAGCUCUACCGUCAGCAACACCGACUAGGAAUAUGCUCUUGCAAGGAUCAUCAAACUGUUCCUUUGCAUUCUCUGAUGAUUCAAACUAAAAACGAAACGGAAAUGUAGAAGUAGCAUAUUAUGUAAUCUAGCUGUGUAAUAGUGUUAGUAUUAUAAAAAAAAAAAGAGGGAACCAUUAGAAAUAUAGUGCUUGUGAAGAUUAAGCAAGUCAGAGAUGAAGUUGUAAUUUUUCCUCUUGAAAUGGUUUCUGUAAAUUGUAAUAGAAGUUAAUAGUUACUAAUUUUUAUUAAGGUAUCUGAUUAAUUCUUGA